AUGGCCGACAUAGGCAAGACCGACAAGGGGGUCGAGGAAUGGGUGGAAACUGCCCACCCCGUCCCCGCCGACGACGACCUCAAUGAGAAGGAGCACUCCGACCUCGCGGCGAACCUCCUCGCCUCGGGGCACAUCCAGAUCACGGCGGCCGAGCUGCGAGACCUCGCGGACCAGCUCCCAGAGAUGCCUAUCGACCGCACUGCCAAGAUCCUCGACGAGACGUUCAAGAUCCACGAGCACGACCCGCGGUACGACCCCGAGACCCUCUUCCGUAUCCGCCAGUUCCUUGACGAGCCAGACGUCCAGGCCCACCCCGAGCGCCAUGCCGAUCUCGUCUACGAGAUGCGCAUCUUUGCGCUGCUGACCAGCACGAGCUCGGUGUACCCCGAGGUCCGCGCCGUCGCUUCCAACACCGACGACCCGUCCAUGCCGUCGCUCACGCUCCGCGUGUGGGUUAUCGGAUCGAUCCUCUCCGCCAUUGGCUGUGUCGUCAACGCCGUCUUCAGCAACCGCUACCCGUCCAUCAGCAUUGGCCAGAACGUCAUCCAGCUGGUGUCGUACCCGAUCGGUGUCCUCUGGGCCAAGCUGCUCCCCGACUGGAAGAUCCUCGGUGUGAGGCUCAACCCGGGACCGUUCAACAAGAAGGAGCACAUGCUUAUUGUGAUUAUGAGCGGGCUUGGCAUCUCGGCACCGCCUACGCAGCACCUCAUCUUCGUGCAGGCCAUGCCCCAGUGGUUCAACAUGCAGUACGCGCGCAACCCGGGCUACCAGUUCUUGGGUGCGCUCGGCACCAACAUGAUCGGCUUUGGGUUCGCCGGCCUGACUCGUCGCUUCCUCGUCUACCCUUCGUACUGUGUUUGGCCGUUUGCGCUCUCGACCAUCGCCCUCAACAAUGCGCUGCAUGAGCAGGGCCGCGUGUCGACUCCGGUUCGUGGCCCUGGCAAGUCGAUCUGGCGUGCCAGCAUGUACAAGUGCUUCUGGGUUGUCUUUGGCAUCUACUUUGUGUACUACUUCUUCCCGUCGUACAUCUUCCCCAACCUCCAGAUCUUUGACUGGAUCGCGUGGAUCAAGCCAUCCAACGGAAACCUUGUCGCCAUGACCAGCUCCAACUUUGGCGUCGGAUGGGGCCUCAACCCGUGGCCUACAUUCGAGUACGGCUUCUUGGGUGGAACCGCCGGCUACACGCCCAUGUUUGUGCCCUACAACUUUAUUGUCGGACUGUUGGCUGCCAUGAUCCUCGGAACAAUCUUCUGGUACCGUAACGCCUGGAACAGCGGCUAUCUCCAGAUCAACUCGCCCACGACGUGGGACAACAAGGCCGAGGAGUAUGUGGUGUUGAACGUUGUCGACGAGUGGGGCCGUCUCGACGAGGACAAGUACCAGCACUACUCUGCCCCUUACAUGUCUGCCGCAAAGCUCGUCGAGUACAUUGGCAUGUUUGCAUACACUGCUGGAGUCCUCACCCACACCCUCCUUUACAACACGCACGAACUCAAGCUCGGCUUUGUUGGCAUGUGGCGCGACUUUAAGCGCUCGUGGGCCAAGCUACUCCGCCGCGAGGUGCCUGCCGACGACGAUGUGGAGAACGAGAAGAUGGGCGACGACAUCCACUACAAGCUCAUGCGCACAAACUACCCCGAGGUGCCCGAGUGGUGGUUCCUCAUCAUCACCCUCGUGUCCAUGGCCCUCAGCUUUAUUUGUCUUGGCGUCUACACCAACGUCUCGCCCGCCGUCGUCCUCGUCGCGCCAAUUAUCACACUCAUCUUCCUCAUCCCCGUCGGCGUCGUCACCGCGGUGUCGGGCAUCGAACCGUCCCUCAACACGAUCUCCGAGCUCAUCGGCGGCGCCUUCGCGGGCGGCGAUACUAUGACAGUCCAGUUCUUCAGGAUGUUCGGCUCCGAGCCUGUUUGGCAUGCCCUUAUCUAUGCCAAGGACCUCAAACUGUCUCACUAUGUCAAGAUCAACCCCCGCCACAUGUUCUAUGUCCAGAUCUGGGGCGCUUUGCUCGGCACCGUCGUCACAGUCGGCCAGUGGCAGUGGCUCCUCGACAUGCCCGGCAUCUGCACCAAGGACGCGCCCUUCAGGCUCAUCUGCCCUGACGGCCAAUCCAACUAUGCCAGCUUUGUCUUCUCGGGUACCAUUGGCUCUCCCCGCCUCUUUGGCCCCGGUGGUCGCUUCUCAUGGCUGCUGAUCGGCUUCCCCAUCGGCGUCUUCUUCCCCAUCGUGAUGUACUUCAUCAAGAAGCGCUUCCCUCGCUCCAAGGUGCUCCAGGGCACCCACCCGCUACUCCUACUCCUCGCACUGUCGUGGAUCGUCGGUGUCUCCCUCGGCACUUACGUCCCCAUCAUCGCCAUCGCCUACUUCUCGUGGAACUACCUCAAGCCGCGCUACCUCGAGUUCUGGACUCGUUACAACUACGUUACUCUCGCAGCUUUGAGCACCGCGAUUUCAUUCAACGCCCUGAUCACAUUCUUCGCGCUCGUGUUCCCCGGCGUGGAGUUCCCCAACUGGUGGGGCACGGACGGCGGCACGCCCGGCUGCAUCGGCGACUGGACCAACGAGGCUUGUGCGCCGUUCAAGAUUGGAGAACGUGGAUACUUUGGCCCCGAGCUGGGCCAUAUCACCCAUUGA
Messenger RNA from Vanrija pseudolonga, 2631 nucleotides. RefSeq names its product Sexual differentiation process protein isp4. NCBI's taxonomy places the organism in Eukaryota, Fungi, Basidiomycota, Tremellomycetes, Trichosporonales, Trichosporonaceae. The transcript has 11 exons. Bases 1 to 2631 code for a protein of 876 amino acids. Gene Ontology annotation, molecular function: oligopeptide transmembrane transporter activity. The record is from RefSeq and is a predicted model, not a curated record. Gene Ontology annotation, cellular component: plasma membrane. Gene Ontology annotation, biological process: transmembrane transport.